UGUUCUGGUUUGGAAUUUGAAUCGAUGAGCUUUUCACGUUAUAAGGUUUUCUGAUUUUAAUAACAAUUUUUUCUGGUAGCUUGAUUAAUUUUUCCUUUUUGGAUUGGGUUACUUUUUUGGAAGUUGGCAGUUUCGUUUGGCAGCGUUUGGAGGGAUAAGGGAACCGUGACUUGCGUUAAUUGUACGAACGAAGUCACUGGAUCAUACUCUUCUUGGGGUAGGAUUUUCAAAAGAAUCCCACGGGGACCCUUUUUCGAUUCCCAUUUCAAAAAAUGUUCCCGUUUGCGGAGUUUUUCGGGGGCCUAGGCCAGCCGUUCCCCGGCGGAACAUUCCGUCGCGAAUACCGCAUCUAUUCCGCCAUCAUGUUUCCUAACGGAGACCGUUCGGAUGUGGAGAAGGGCGGCAAGAUCAUCAUGCCUCCGUCCGCACUGGAGCAGUUAUCACGGAUGAACGUGCAGUUCCCCAUGCUCUUCAAACUGCAGAACGGUCCGGCCAAUCGGGCCACACACUGCGGUGUGCUGGAGUUUGUGGCCGAGGAGGGUUUCGUGUACGCUCCAUCGUGGAUGAUGCGCAAUCUGCUGCUGGACGAAGGCGAUAUUGUGUCGGUGCAGAGUGUGUCCCUGCCCGUGGCCACGUAUUCCAAAUUCCAGCCGCAGUCCACCGACUUCCUGGACAUUACGGAUCCGCGUGCCGUGCUGGAGCGGGCGCUGCGCGGAUUCGCCUGUCUGACGGUGGGCGAUGUGAUUGCCAUUGAGUACAACGCCAAGAUCUUUGAGCUGCUGGUGCAGGAAGCCCGACCUGCCAGUGCCGUCUCCAUUAUCGAAUGCGAUAUGCAGGUUGAAUUUUCGGCCCCGGUUGGAUAUCGGGAGCCAGAACGAAUUCCUCGAGCCGCUCCCCAGGAAGAUGAGCCUAUGAUGAUCGAUGCUGAUGCGUUACCGUCUGCGCAGAAGUUCACGGCGUUUACUGGUUCCGGACAACGCUUGGGAGGUAAUAAGGGUAAUAAGAAAAAAGCAGCCCAGAAGGAAGAGCCUCUUCCCGUGGAGGAUCCACUGACUAAAAAGCGGAUUGAUGUGAAUACUCUGGCUCAGAAAGGCAUUCCGAAUUAUGAUUGGAAGCCCGGUAAACUGGUGUUCAGGCGAAACCUGCGGAAACCCACUGUGAGUGAGUCGGACCGUGCCGCCGCUAACCCGUUUGCCGCCUUCUCUGGUCCGGGAUUUUCCUUGAAAAAGUCCUCUUCAAAAGCGUAAUUUGUAAAAUAGGGAUUUUUUGCGUCAUAACUUUUUGAUAGAUAUUGCUAGUUGUCGCUGAAAGGGUAAAUUUGAAUAAUCGAUUAACAGUGGAGCAUUUGUGCAAAUGGUAUUCCGUGGAAUGCUUUUCCCGGAUUUCUGCACGAUGCGCUGGUUUUGAGACUUUGGUGGAUAGUUUAUCAUCGCUGUACAGUCUGUACCAAAGGGAAUCCCUUUUCUUUAUCAAUUUCUCGAAAGGUCAUGCAUAACUGUACUUACGUAAACGAUUUGAAAUCGAGUCUGAUUAUUAUGUUGUUUUCUGUGUGUGAUCUCUGGUCAAGAGAUUCUGACUUAUGAAAUGAACAGAGUAUGGGACCCUGUGUUACUGCUUAUG
Molecule: messenger RNA, 1620 nt
Organism: Paramacrobiotus metropolitanus
Lineage: Eukaryota; Metazoa; Tardigrada; Eutardigrada; Parachela; Macrobiotidae
Product: ubiquitin recognition factor in ER-associated degradation protein 1-like
Exons: 3
Coding region: 273-1247 (324 amino acids)
Cellular component (GO): VCP-NPL4-UFD1 AAA ATPase complex
Molecular function (GO): polyubiquitin modification-dependent protein binding
Source: RefSeq, a predicted model, not a curated record